Messenger RNA from Manduca sexta (tobacco hornworm), 2748 nucleotides. RefSeq names its product ionotropic receptor 40a (gene Ir40a). The transcript is spliced from 15 exons. NCBI's taxonomy places the organism in Eukaryota, Metazoa, Arthropoda, Insecta, Lepidoptera, Sphingidae. Gene Ontology annotation, cellular component: membrane. Bases 268 to 2391 code for a protein of 707 amino acids. The record is from RefSeq and is a predicted model, not a curated record. Gene Ontology annotation, molecular function: glutamate-gated receptor activity.
CUUCGCCAUUAUGAAACGAUUGAUAUUUUCAACAAAUGCAUGAAUACAACUUAGGCUCUAAUAUAAGCGAUAUUUCACACAACUUAUAUGUAGCACGUUUAAUUCUAAGAAAAAAAAAAUUCACUGAAAGAAUUACCGCAUCCACAGUUUAUACAUCCACAACCGUACGUAAUAUAAUAAAUGCGAUGACUAACUAUGAAAUAGUCCAUAACUUGCUUUCUUGUCAUAACGUAUUCGCUUGAACGCUUAUUAACAAAUGGUAACAAAAUGAGGAUGAUAUUCAUAUUAUUAUUUGUGGAAACGAGUUUGUGUUUCUUCGACAUACAAGAUGUGAUCUCUGAUACCAUGCUCAGACUUCCAAAGGACUUCUCUAAUGCGAUUAAGGAUAUAGCUGUAGGGUUACCUACGAAAUCCGUGACUGUUGUGAGAGGCAAUUCAACUAAUAUCAGAUCACAAGACAUCUACAGUCUAUUAUGCAUUCUAAAUGAAAACAACGUUCAAGUUAUUAAUUUAGACAUCAGCAAAACCGAAUACAAAGAAAAGUAUUUCAAUUAUUUAAAAAAAACGCUAGACGUAUCGGACGAAAACACCAACCUGAUAUUGUGCGAGCCUUUUGAAUGCGAGAGCCUUUUAUUUGAGUUGACACACAGGAAUUUAAUUCACAGGACAAUACUAUAUAUGUUUUAUUGGCCUUACGGAACUGUGAGUGAUAAAUUCUUAUCUUUAAUGAGAGAAGCAAUGAGGAUCGCAGUCAUCACAAACCCUAGAGAGAGCGUGUUUCGAAUAUACUACAACCAAGCUACGCCAGACCGUUUGAAUCAUCUUACUUUGGUAAACUGGUGGGCUGGGCGCCUAUACAAAUCGCCAGUGCUGCCACCUGCCGACAAAGUGUAUCAAGACUUUAAAGGAAGGAUAUUUGAUGUUCCUGUGCUUCAUGCUCCGCCAUGGCAUUUCGUCAGAUACAAUAACGAUUCCUCAGUACGAGUGACUGGUGGUCGGGAUGACAAACUCUUAGCUCUGAUUGCUAAAAAACUAAAUUUCAGAUACAGAUAUUACGACCCACCUGACAGGAGUCAAGGGUCAAGAAUAUCAGGGAAUGGCACUUUUAAAGGAACCCUUGGCUUAAUUUGGAAACGUCAAGCUGAUUUCUUCCUCGGCGAUGUUACUAUGACGUGGGAGCGUCUCCAGGCCGUGGAAUUCUCGUUUCUGACGUUAGCCGACUCUGGCGCAUUCUUGACGCAUGCGCCGGCCAAGCUCAGCGAGACGUUGGCCAUCAUACGACCUUUUCGAUGGGAAGUAUGGCCAUUAGUGUGUGCGACACUGUUGGUGACCGGUCCGGCGCUAUGGGUGGUGAUAGCCGCCCCGUCGCUAUGGCAACGGCGUCAGCGCGACCAGCUCGGACUCCUCAACAACUGCUGCUGGUUUACCACCACGUUGUUCUUGAGGCAGUCAUCCAGCAAAGAACCGUCCAAGACCCACAAAGCCCGUCUGGUCUCCGUGCUAAUAUCUCUAGGAGCUACCUACGUUAUCGGUGAUAUGUAUUCAGCGAACCUGACCAGCUUGCUAGCAAGGCCAGCGAGAGAACAACCUAUAGGGACACUAUCGGCUCUGGAGGAAGCCAUGAGAGACCACGGCUAUGAGCUCGUGGUGGAAACCCAUAGCUCAUCACUGGCUAUUUUAGAGAACGGGACUGGUGUAUACGGCCGGCUUGCGAAGUUGAUGCGUCGGCAGCGCGUACAGCGCGUGCGCAACGUGGAGAUGGGCGUGCGCCUCGUGCUCACGCACAAGCGCGUCGCCGUGCUCGGCGGGCGGGAGACCCUCUACUACGAUACUGAAAGAUUUGGGUCCCAUAACUUUCACCUGAGCGAAAAACUCUACACAAGAUAUUCGGCCAUCGCAUUCCAAAUCGGCUGCCCGUAUCUAGAAACUUUUAAUAAUGUGGUAAUGACCUUGUUCGAAGCAGGCAUUCUGAGUAAAAUGACUACCGACGAGUACAAGAACCUUCCAGAACAAGCUAGAAAGUCGGAGCCUGUGACGGAGAGCGAUCGAGAGAGUAGCGACAUGACGCGGGAACCUACUGCCACUUCUCAGGUGCAAACGGAAUCAACAAAAGGGCUGGAACCAGUUUCCCUCAGGAUGCUACGUGGAGCAUUCUGCCUUCUUGGAAUCGGCCAUCUCUUAGCAGCUUUGACAUUAAUUAUCGAGAUUCAGCUGUAUAGAAGGGCCAAAAAACGACGUGAGCCGGUCCACGUCGACACGAGGAAAGAAGCGCUAAUGAAAAUCACGACUAAAAUGAACCGAGGGAUAUGCUGUGCUUAUAGAAAGACGAAGACUGUUAUAUUUAGAUAUGUUGAUAGAGCUUUAGGACCUGGAGCAGCAAAUGGGAUAUGAGACUUAAAACACUUUUAGACUUGGUAGAUAAAUAGAUGAAGUGAAUGUGUAGUUGAUUUCUUGUUAUUAACGUUCCAUACAGUGACGUUCUUUUGACACUAGAUCUUAUAUAAGCGAAUGCAAAUGUCGUAUAUAUGUUUUGCACUUUUUCUUAUUUAAGAAGCUUGGUAUUCUUGCAUUUUAGAAUGAAUAAUAUUGUGCAACACUUACGUACGUUGUAGCCAGUUAUUUUACUAUUAUAGAAAUUAUACAUUGUCUUACAGUUUUGUUCAAAUAAAUUGUAUCAAUAUGAAUGUCUAUAAGCUAUUGUUUGUAAUCAACCACAAUGUUGUUCGUUUUUUUUUUAAUAAAAUAUCA